GUGUGUGUGUGUGUGUGUGUGUGUGUGUGUGUGUGUGUGUGUGUGUGUGUGUGCGCGCGUGUUGGGGAGGGUCAUAUAAAGAGUGUCGGGUCUACUUGCUUUAGUUUUCUGUAGGAUGGCGGAGCAGCAGGAAGCUUCAGGUACGGGCAGCUCUGUGGAUCCAAGUGACAAGUCCACAGGGGAUCCAAAGACACCAUCAUUAGACCCACAGGUGGAAUCUGACUCUCCUACCUUACAAUGUCCACACUGUGGGGGUCCAAUCAGACAAGAUCCCCCUGUGGACGCUGGAGAGGAGAUGCUGGUGGAGGACCAGGAUCAAUACUUAACUCAGACUCUAAACUCCUCACCUUCUCUGUCUCAGAUGGAGGCGGUCCUGAAGGAGCUCAAAGAUGUGAUGCUCAUACAACAAUUUGAGAAUGCUGAGCGUCUGGUGAAGAACUACAUCGACAAAACUCCACCUGACAAACACUCCCUGUUUGAGCUCCUCCGAUAUCUGAGAACUCUGCACCAGAAACCUGACAAAGGCAGGAAGACCACCUCCUCUACGUCAUCCAGUUGGAACCUUUCCAGAGUGAAGUUUUUCUCCGUGGUGACUGGGCGGACCUGUGGGGCUGAUGAUGUCAUAAUGGAACAGGUGAAGAAAGUUGGAUGGUUUUCAACAAAUGUAGAGCCAGCCACAGACCCACAGGACUGUGACAUCAUCAUCCUGUUCUGUCCAAUCACGUCUCGUGUUGGAACAGAUGUUGACGCCGCCAUGAAAAAGAUUUCAGGGGACAAACCCGUUGUCCUGGUGGUGAUGCAUCACACACGAGACGCUGACUACUCUGUGGACAAGAAAAGAUGGAGCGACACAUUUAAGAAUGUUGUCCUUGAUGUUCACGUUCUCUUCCAUGAGACCCUGCAGGGAUUACUGAAGUGUUCCAGGAACAACAACGCCGUCCAUCAGAUACAGAAAGAGUUAAAGAGACACAGUAAAUAUAGAUUUACUUAAGGAAGGAUUAGGUGAACUCUUUAAUGAAACCAUGAUGACACUACUGUUGCUGUAAAAAUGAGGUUCAAAAUAAUAAAAGACCUGAAACUGAA
This is a messenger RNA of Labrus mixtus (cuckoo wrasse), 1083 nucleotides long. RefSeq lists its product as uncharacterized. The record is from RefSeq and is a predicted model, not a curated record. The coding region runs from base 116 to 991 and encodes 291 amino acids. The transcript has 8 exons. Lineage: Eukaryota; Metazoa; Chordata; Actinopteri; Labriformes; Labridae.